AUGGCAGAUUCGGCUUUUUCAAGAAAUGAAGUUAUUGGAUUGGUGCUAAGGUUAUCUUUAGUUUCUGCAGUCACAUUCCUGAGUAUUAAAUGGAUAAUGAAUCAAGUCGAUCCUACCAACAAAAGUAAGAAAAAGGCUAGAAAGAGAGCCGAAGAACAAUUGAAAAGAUUAACAAUGACUGGCAAUGCCCCAUUAGCAGUAGACAAAUUGAACGACUAUGAAAUGAUGAUAGCUGCUCACUUAGUCAAUCCUCUUGAUAUCAAAGUUCGUUGGGAUAACAUUGCAGGGCUGGAGAGCCUCAUCCAAGAAUUGAAAGAAACUGUAAUUCUGCCUAUACAGAGAAAAGAGUUGUUUGCAGAUUCACAACUGACCACUGCACCAAAAGGCGUGCUGUUGCACGGCCCACCGGGAUGCGGCAAGACCAUGAUAGCGAAGGCGACAGCCAGAGAGGCCGGCACGCAGUUCAUCAACCUAGAUCUAUCCAUCCUCACCGAUAAGUGGUACGGCGAGAGCCAAAAGUUGGCGGCGGCCGUAUUCACGCUGGCCGUCAAACUGCAGCCGUGCAUCAUCUUCAUCGACGAGAUCGAUUCCUUCCUGAGAGCGCGCAACAGCACCGACCACGAGGCGACCGCUAUGAUGAAGGCGCAGUUCAUGUCGCUGUGGGACGGGCUGAUUACCGAUUCGAAUUGCACGGUGAUCAUCAUGGGGGCGACGAACAGGCCGCAGGACCUCGACAAGGCGAUACUGCGAAGGAUGCCUUCGACGUUCCACGUGCCCAUGCCCAACGAUGCGCAACGCAGGCAAAUCAUAAGAUUGAUCCUGGAGAACGAGCCGAUCUCCGACGACGUCGACUACGACGCUCUCUCGCGCUGCACCAGCGGCUUCUCGGGCUCCGACCUCAAAGAGCUCUGCCGCAACGCGUCCGUCUACCGGGUGCGCGACUUCCUGCGCCACCAGAUAGAAAGACCGCGCGCAGGUGCGGGCGAGUCUGGGCGCGGCGAAUCGUCCGACGACGAGUUCCACGACGCCCUGCGACCAAUCACGAUGGAGGAUCUGAAGCUGUCGUUCGCGAAGAUGCGGGAAAGCAAGCUGCAGUGCGGGUCUUUGCCGAUGCAGAGCCGGAUCGAUCUCGAUUAG
Messenger RNA from Phaedon cochleariae (mustard beetle), 1137 nucleotides. The record is from the annotation of a GenBank genome assembly. NCBI's taxonomy places the organism in Eukaryota, Metazoa, Arthropoda, Insecta, Coleoptera, Chrysomelidae.